AUGUCGAGCGCCGGGGGAUCACCCCAACGAGGCAGCCGUGGAAGAGGUAACGACCGCGGUAGAGGACGCGGAUUGUUUCAUGGUGAUCGCGGGCGAGGCCGUGGAGGAGGCCGUGGCUUGUUCAACGAUCUACCUCAUCGACCAGCACCGGGUGAUCCUGGACGGGGAGGCUCCAGGGGCCGCGCUGGUCGUGGUGGCCGCGGUGGUGGUGGAGGCUUGGAUCAGGGUCCUCCUAUUUACUUGCCUCCUGACGGUGCCCCGCAACCGAAUGUUAAAGUUACUCAAACGGAGAACUCCCAAGCAGCAGCCCUCGUCAAGAAGGAGAAGACUGCAGGGUACCCUGAGCGACCCGGUUAUGGCACGCAGGGGCAUCCUAUCCAGCUCUUUGCCAAUUACCUCGAACUGAAAUCUAGCGGAAAGAGUCUAUUUAGGUACCACAUAAAUAUCGAUGGAGGAGGCCGCAAACCCUCGUCCAGGAAAGCAAAGCAGAUCAUUUGUUUGUUACUUGAGGAUCAUUUCUCUCCAUUCCGUCACAGCAUCGUGACCGACUACAGGUCUAAUCUGAUCUCGCAUCUAGAAAUCCUGGACCACGAGCAGCCCUCAGUCAAGUACAAUGUUACUUACCGUAGCGAGAAGGAAGACGAGCCGCGCGACACAUCUGAGACCUACCGUAUUACCUGCAAAUUCACUGGCCGGCUUGAUCCCGCAGACCUUCUCAAUUACUUGACUUCUUCCAACGCAGCUAGUAUGCUCCAGGAAAAGGCGGAAAUCCUGCAGGCACUGAAUAUAGUCCUCGGCCAUCAUCCUAAGUCCACUGGCUCUAUUGCCUCGGUCGGUACCAACAAGCACUAUGCAAUUCACGACAACGCUGCGGAAAAAUUUGAUCUAGGCGCCGGAUUGGAAGCUCUUCGGGGGUACUUUGUCAGUGUCAGAGCGGCAACAGCACGUCUACUCGUGAAUAUUCAGGUCAAAUAUGUUGCCUGUUACCAGGAUGGCCCUCUAUAUCAGGUCAUCCGCGAGUUUCAGUGCGCUAACGGGAGGAACGUUUAUGCCUUGAAGAGAUUUCUCGGCAGACUCAGAGUCGAGGUCACCCACAUUAAAAGGAAGAAUAAGAGAGGAGAGUAUAUUCCAAGGAUAAAGACUAUCACCAACCUCGCCACCCCCCAGGAUGGAACCCAGGAUGGAAACAAGUGCAAGGAUGCACCAAAGGUCAAGUUCAUCGGGGCUGGCCCAAACGACGUUUCGUUUUUUCUUGAUGAUCCGGAGCAGGGAAAGGGGAGCAAGAAAGCUGGUCCCAAGCCCUCCGGGACCUACAUCACUGUUGCCGAGUUUUUUAAAGAAUACUACAGAAUCCAGGUAGACCCCGAUAUGCCAGUGGUUAACGUCGGAAGUAUAGCCAAGCCAUCAUAUCUGCCUGUGGAAGUCUGUGACGUUCUGUCAGGCCAACCAGCAAAGACGAAGCUUUCGUCUAAUCAGACACGCCAGAUGUUGAACUUUGCAGUGCGAAGCCCAGCGCAAAAUGCCCAUUCCAUUGUCACAAAGGGAACGCAAAUAUUGGGUCUUCGGGAUCCCACCGCUGCCACGCUGGUGGACUUUGGCAUUCAAACCAACCCCAACCUCAUCACAGUACCUGGCCGAGUUCUUGCUCCUCCGACUGUAUAUUACAAAGAUGAGAAAUCAAAGGACAAAGAGAUUGCCCCCAUGUCCGGCAGCUGGAACAUGAAAUCUAUCAGAUUCUCGACAAGCUCCAAUCUUCAGAGCUGGGCCUGUAUCCUUAUUACCGCUGGGCCUAAGCAACACUUCCAAAGCCCUGAUGAUCUGGAAGACUGUCUAUACCGGUUUACGAAGAAGCUCAGAGAGGUUGGGGUUAACGCAAACCCUCCUGUUUUUAAAGUUCGAGUGCAGGUAACGAAGGAGAACGCUGAGACAGUCAUCGACGCAGAAAUACGUAAAAUCUUGCAUCAACAUCGGCCGAAGCUUAUAUUGACAAUUCUGCCUUUUAACGACACCGCACUCUACAACUGUAUUAAGAGGGCUUGCGAUGUUCGCCAUGGCGUACGCAAUAUCAACGUUCUUGCUGAGCAGUUCUGCAAGCGCAAUGAGCAAUAUUUCGCUAAUGUCGGCCUAAAAUUCAAUCUGAAGCUCGGUGGCGUCAAUCAAGUCGUACGACCGAGCCAGUUGGGUAUAAUCGGCGAGGGCAAAACAAUGCUUAUUGGUAUCGAUGUUACGCACCCAUCUCCUGGUUCUGCUAAAGGCGCGCCCAGUGUCGCCGCCAUGGUCGCAUCUGUCGAUUCUUCUCUCGGCCAGUGGCCCGCCGAGAUUCGUAUUCAAAAGGAAGCUCGCAAGGAGAUGGUCGACGCCCUUGACUCCAUGCUUAAAGCACAUCUACGCCGCUGGGCAGCUAAUCACAAAGCCGCAUACCCCGAGAACAUUAUUGUCUACCGUGAUGGAGUCUCAGAAGGCCAGUAUGACCACGUAACCGAUGAGGAACUGCCCCUCCUCAAGAAUGCCUGCAAGAAUAUCUACCCUGCGCCCGACACAGCAAGGAACCUUCCUCGUUUUUCCAUCAUCAUUGUUGGCAAACGCCAUCACACGCGCUUCUACCCAACUCUCCAGGAGGAUGCAGAUCGCUUCAACAACCCCGUCAACGGCACAGUGGUCGAUCGCGGCAUCACAGAAGCCCGCAACUGGGACUUUUUCCUUCAGGCCCAUACAGCACUUAAGGGAACAGCCCGCCCAGCCCAUUAUUACACCGUAUGGGACGAGAUUUUCCUUAGGCAGAAGGUUAUUCCUCCUGCCAAAAACGCAGCUGAUAUGCUCGAGGCCAUGACCCAUCACAUGUGCUAUCUCUUCGGUAGGGCAACCAAAGCUGUCAGCAUCUGUCCGCCAGCCUACUACGCUGACCUGGUUUGCACGCGUGCCCGUUGCUAUUUAAGCAGUGCUUUUGAACCCUCUACACCCUCCGGUAGUGUUAUUGGUGCUGAAGAUUCAACAGUAAAAGUCGCUAAUGACGAUGUCCUUAUCCAUCCUAAUGUCCGGGACACGAUGUUCUACAUCUAGGUUUUCCUGAGCUUGUUCACUCAUUUCAUUAGCUCUAUUUCGGUUAUGUUGGUAAGUUGCCGUGCAGGGGACUUGGUCCGUGUAUGCUUUUCUCAAGCCCUCCUAAUGCUUGUAUGUGUGCUUGGAAACGUUAGCCGCCAAAAUUUGCGGCUUGAGUACUGUCAAAAAUAGGUAGAUAGAAAGUCCAUUGUUACGUCAACUCUGCUA
Aspergillus nidulans FGSC A4 is the source of this 3267-nucleotide messenger RNA. Its product is annotated as protein rsdA. NCBI's taxonomy places the organism in Eukaryota, Fungi, Ascomycota, Eurotiomycetes, Eurotiales, Aspergillaceae. Gene Ontology annotation, molecular function: nucleic acid binding; RNA binding. The record is from RefSeq and is a predicted model, not a curated record. The transcript has 4 exons. The coding region runs from base 1 to 3060 and encodes 1019 amino acids.